Acanthosepion pharaonis is the source of this 1221-nucleotide messenger RNA. NCBI's taxonomy places the organism in Eukaryota, Metazoa, Mollusca, Cephalopoda, Sepiida, Sepiidae. The record is from the annotation of a GenBank genome assembly.
AUGUCUCAAUCUGCAAGGCUUUCUUUCCAGCAGGGUUUUUGCCAGCCUUUUCCAUUUUUCAUCAUUUUCUUGUUUAGGGCUAGGGCUCUUUCUUUCUGUUUAUAUCAUCCUUUUUCAUUCUUUUUCAUAUUACCAUCUUUCUUUCUUUCUUUCUUUCUUUCUUUCUUUCUAAUUUAUUUAGAAAUUAGUCACUUUUUUCUUCUCGUGAUUCAUUCAUUCAUUCGUUUUCCUUCAUCCCUUUUAUAUUCUUCCUUUUUCAUUUUCAUUCAUUAUUUAGUCCUUUUUUUGUAUUUCGUUUUUCUUCUUGGCAUUUUUCCUUUUCCUUUCAUCGUCACAAAUCAUCGUCUCUUUGUCAAUAAGACUAUUUUUUCUCUUUUUUUCAAUUCGAUUUUCGACUCAAAUAAAAAUGCAAUUAAAUAUUAUGUCUUCUUUAUUUAUUUAUUUUGUUUCAUUCCGGCUUCUUUCUUUCUUUCAUUUCUUUGUUUCAUCUCGUCUUCUUUCUUUCUUUUAUUCCAUAUCGUCUUCAUUCUUUCGUUCUUUCUUUCUUUCUUUCUUUCUUUCUUUCUUUCUUUUGUUUCAGCUCGUAUUUUUUUCUUAUUGCUUUUAUUUCAUCUCAUGUUCUUUCUUUUGAUUUGUCUCGUCUUUGUUUUGUUUCAUCCUCUUCUUUCUUUCUUUCUUUUUUUCUUUCUUUCUUUAUUUCGUUUUAUCUCGUCUUUCUUUCUUUCUUUCUUUCUUUCUUUCCUAUCAUGCUGUCUUCUUUUAUUCUUUCUUUUAUUUUUCCUUCUUUCUUUCUUAUUUAAUGUCGUCAUCUAUCUAUCUAUCUAUCUAUCUAUCUAUCUAUCUUUAUCUUUAUUUAUUUAUCUAUUUUUUCUUGCCUUUUAUCUUUUGCCUUUUUCUUUCCGAUUUUUUUUCUUUCUUUUCCCUUUUGAUUUUCUUCCUAUUUUUCCUUCUUUCAUUUAUUUUUAUUCUCUUUAUAACUAUUUUCUUCUUCUUUUUUUCUAUUUUCAUUCGUUUUUCUUUAUUUCAUCUUUCUUUUUUUCCUUUUGUUCGCUUUUCACUUUUCUUCUUUUCGUUGUUUUUCUUUUAUCUUUCAUUUUUUUUUCUCUUGUAUACAUUUUUCGUUUACUUUGUUUUUAUCCUUCCUUGCCAAAAGACGCGUCUAUUUUAAAUUCUUUCCCGACUGAAUUCUUUUUCACUCUGAGACAUCAAUUCCAAGAAUGA